This is a messenger RNA of Funneliformis mosseae, 942 nucleotides long. Lineage: Eukaryota; Fungi; Glomeromycota; Glomeromycetes; Glomerales; Glomeraceae. The record is from the annotation of a GenBank genome assembly.
AUGUCAGAAGAAGAAAGUGAAGUAGGUCCAAGAAAUGGUAAUGUCGAGGUGAUAAAGAGCUCGGCACAUAGAAUCGAAUACGUUUUGCAGAAUUACCCAAGUUUGCGAGAUCAAAUCGAGCAGAUGCUUGAUGGAAACAAGAACGAAAUUAAUAACAAUAAACGCUGCUCUCCAUCUCGAAAUAUUCACCCAAUGAGACUGCAAUCCUUAAACGACGUUGUUAUAGACGAUGAUGCCAAUACCAAAACCAAAAAUAAGGGAUUACCUUAUUUUGUUCCAACGAAAUCCGUUACCCACCUUUGCCCAUACGCUCAAACGAGCCCGCAUAGAAAUAUAGAAGUUGCUAAUUUAACAACCAAACCUGCCUUGCCGCCUUUUAGCGCAAUAAUGGAAGUAUCGUCGAAAGACGAAGCACCGGAUGAUGAAAACCAUUUGACAUUACCAACUCCCUAUAAUAUGUUCAAUAGGAAGUCAGUGUCAAUGUCAAUCUGUAGCUCUUCACUAGGAACUCAGUUGUUGCUUCCUGCGCCUGCGGAUAAUUCAUUAGACGAUUUACAAAAGUCCUUGAUUUCCAGCUCAUAUCAACAACAUCUCGAAGGAAAGUUACCGCUAAAUACCAAAAAUUAUCCGGAACAUGGGAUAAAUUUAUAUGAGAUGUUUAGAACAAAAAAUGAAGAUACUUGUACAAGGAUUUCGUUACCUUCACCUUCGCAUUUUUCUUUAUCGUCGUCGCCACGAUCAACGUGUACAAAUUACCCUCCCACACCAACUUCUUCAGCGUCACCUCCACUGUCGCCACACAUAAAAUCCAAGCGGUCCUCCAUUCACCUCUUGUCGAAACCUGCACCCUGGUGUGCAAACGUUAUUAAUGAGGAUCGUGAGGAUCGUACUUUAUACUCCCACUUUCAACCGAAUCACCUUAUGGAAACUGAUUGUUCUUAA